AGUUGUGUGUGUGUUUGCUGCGUCGCAUUUUGUUUACGAUGUCGAAAAAGUGCAGCGUGCGCUCACUGAGCGACAGCGCUCUGGCGGAGCUGGCCAAUCUGCUGGUGUCCACCAUUAGCUAUGUGCAGUACGCGCCCGAUGUCCACUUGGACAUAAACAUUGUGAUGGUCGAGCUGAACGAGUAUUUGGCGCAAUCGGGCGCCACAUCGAACAUUUAUCAGGAUCUGCUGCGGGUUAUACUCAGCUCGGACUAUUUGGAUGCCAAUAUGCGGUUCACCUGCCUGCAAAUGUUGCUCAAUUGUGGCGUCACUUUUCUGUUUACGGAGGUCUUUCCGUUUAGUUACUAUGAGAAGAUUUUGCAGGUCAUUGCCGCUCAGGGCGCUGGCCUGCGCGUGCUCAACAUCAAGGGCAUUUGGGUGAAGGAGGAGCACAUGCACUACAUGUACGACAUUGUGAGACGCUGCAAGCAGCUGGUGAAGCUCUAUGUGCCAUACAUAGCCAACGAUCAGCUGCUGGAGGAGAUUGGCAAGUGGUCCACGCGCCUGCAGAUACUCGACAUCUCCGGCGAGACGGACAUCACAGAGAUUGGCAUUGAUGUGCUGGCCAAGGGCGUGUGCUCGCAGUCGCUGACUGUCGUGGACGUGGGCAUGCCCGGCGAGGAGAACAUUUGCUACUCGGACGUUGCGCUCAUUCUGGAGCACUGCCCACAGGUGGAGACGCUGUCCACGUACUCGUUUGUGGGCGCCUCCCUCAAGUUUAUCUUUGACAAUGUCGACGAUCAUUUCAAGUGUCGGCUGAGGUAUGUCCACGACACGGCCACGGAUGAGGCAACGCUGCAGGUGAUUAUGCAGACAUGUCCGCGUCUGGAGACGCUCUAUCUGGACUCACCCAAGACGGGCUCUCUACGGGCUCUCCACACGAGAACUCUGAGGAAACUGAAGAUCAAUCGGUUUGUGGUGGCGGAGCUGCUGCCGCUGCUGGAGCGGCCCAUUGGCCGAAAUCUGCGGCAUUUGACAAUGAUCAAGGGCACUGGCAACUUGGAGCUGGGCAAGCUGGCGCGUCUGUGUCCCUCGCUGAUCGAUCUCGACUGCUAUUUGAUAGACAGUCUGUCGUAUGGACAGGCGCAGUCGAAAUUCCAGCAGCUGGAGGGCCUGGAAAUUCUCAGCAGUGCCAUUAUGACGAGCUCCCUCAAGGCGUUUCUCUGCAGCUGCACGGAGCUCAAGCGCAUGGCCGUGGAUACUGUGGACUUUACAGAUGAGGAUAUCAUUAGCAUGUUUGUGCAGCACGACUUUAAGCUGCUGGAAGAUAUUUGGUUUACUUUGGCCCCCGAGCUCACCGUUCAAGCUGUGGAGCUACUCUUGGACAGCUGCCCGGAACUGCAGUCUGUGGGGCAGCUGACUGGCUGGUCCCUCACGCCCGAUGAUUUGGCACUCAUUCGUGGACUCCUCAAGAGCGGAAAUUCGAGCAUUGUACUAACGCCAAAUUUUUUUCUUGCUUAACGCCUACAAUAGAAAUUGUGGUGACACCCCUCCCCCACCGAUGCCAUGCUUAGGAGCAAACGUUUUUAUGAACAAAAUAAUAUGUGUUGUGUAUUCUAAUUUGCUUGUGAUAUUAAUAAAAUAAAAGAUUGUUUAAUUUUUGAAUAUAUUA
Drosophila subobscura is the source of this 1650-nucleotide messenger RNA. RefSeq lists its product as uncharacterized. The coding region runs from base 39 to 1499 and encodes 486 amino acids. The record is from RefSeq and is a predicted model, not a curated record. NCBI's taxonomy places the organism in Eukaryota, Metazoa, Arthropoda, Insecta, Diptera, Drosophilidae. The transcript has 6 exons.